GCAGGUUUGUUAUUGGCAACUGAUUUCAGAAGUAAGGGGAAAAUAUAGAUUUUUUUAAAAAAAAGUUAUUACGACCACCUCUGAGGAAAUAUCACAGAAGGAGGAAGGGGAAGUUGACAAAGACCGAGGGGGUUUCACGGCAGCCAGUCCCAGCUGUGCAGCGCUCAUAAGGUGCAGCAGCUCUCUCUGUCCUCCAGAGGCGAUGCUGGAGUUGUUCAGAGAGACGAGCGAACGGUCGCUGAAUGCAGCUUCUAUCAUGCCGCUCACAGGUUUAAAAUAGGGGACAAAAGUUUUUACAUUUUGCAUUAACCUGCUGUUUUCACCCCACCGACAACAUGGAGUACUGGAGGCAGUGUGCGAUGUGGCUGAUCAGCUGCAAUGUGCUGCCUGUAAACCACCGGGUGACUGCGGACACGGCGCAGGUGUUCGACUUGGCGCAAACCCUGCGGGACGGGGUGCUCCUGUGCCAGCUGCUGAACAACCUGAGACCUCACACUAUCAAUCUAAAGGAGAUUAAUCUGAGGCCGCAGAUGUCACAGUUCCUGUGCUUGAAGAACAUCCGUACCUUCCUGACGUCUUGCUGUGAUGUGUUUGGGAUGAAGAAAAGUGACUUAUUUGAAGCCUUCGAUCUCUUUGAUGUUCGAGACUUCGGAAAGGUUAUGGACACACUAUCCAAGCUGUCUUACACAACAAUUGCACAGCAAGCAGGAUUCAAGCCGUUUCCAACAGAGGAGAGCCUAAAAGACGAAGACAUUUACAAUAAUCUGGAGGACUUGAUUGAUGAGAAUGUGCUUGAGGACGAGGACGACUUGUACGCAGCGGUCUAUGGGCUGGAAGAAGAGUAUGCAGGUGGCGAGAUUUAUGAAGACCUCAUGAGGACCGAGCAGCAUCCCCCAUUGAAGCAGGCAGAGGUAGAUGUCCGGAGCUGCUGCCUUACAGAGAUCAAACAGACGGAGGAGAAAUACACAGAGACCCUGGAGUCUAUCGAGAAGUAUUUCCUGAACCCUUUGAAGAAGUUCUUCUCUGCAGCUGAAAUUGACAAAGUUUUUGUUAACAUCCCAGACCUGGUUAAAGUUCACAAGAGCCUGAUGGCCGACUUGCAGGACUCCAUCUUGAACAAAAAUGCCUUAAAUCUCUACCAGAUUUUUAUCAGCUACAAAGAAAGACUGCUCAUUUAUGGGAUAUACUGCAGUCGGGUGGAGAUCGCCAUCGCUGUUUUAGAUCUUAUUUGCAAAGAGAAAGAGGAUGUUCGCCUGAAACUGGAGGAGUGUUCCAAAAGGGCCAACAAUGGGAAGUUUACACUGAGGGACCUGCUGGUUGUUCCGAUGCAGAGAGUCCUCAAGUACCAUCUCCUUCUUCAGGAGCUAGUCAAACACACUCAUGAUGCUGCUGACAAGAACAACUUGAAGAUUGCUCUUGAUGCCAUGAAAGAUCUGGCUCAGUAUGUCAACGAGGUGAAGAGAGAUAAUGAGACUCUAAGGGAGAUCGACCAAUACCAGAGGUCUAUUGAGAACCUGAAUCAGCCUCUGAGGACCUUUGGUCGGCCCAAAGGAGACGGAGAGGUGCGCAUGAUCUCCAGUGUUGACAAGAGGAAACAAGACAGACACAUCUUUUUAUUUGAUGUGGCUGUCAUUGUUUGCAAGAGACGAGGAGACAACUAUGAGAUGAAGGACAUACUCGACCUCAACUACUUCAAGAUCACCAACAACCCCACUUCUGACAGAGAGGGUAAAAAGUGGUGCUACGGGUUCUACGUGACUCACCAGCAGGGGUACACAGGCUUUGAACUCUUCUUUAAGACCAGAGAGCUGAAGAAGAAGUGGCUGGAUCAGUUUGAAAUGGCCAUAUCAAAUAUCAGACCAGAGAAAGCCAACCACAACUCCCACCAGUUCAAGAUGCACACAUUUGAUAGGAUCACUUCCUGUAGCUUCUGUCACCUCUUGCUCAGGGGCAUCUUUAACCAGGGUUAUCUCUGUCUAAAAUGUGGGCUGGGGGCUCAUAAGGAGUGUUUGGGUCGACUGGGCGUGUGUGGGAGAACAGAUUCUGCCAAGUCGAGACCCAAGGAAAGCACAGCACUACCAGACCCAGGUUUACCCAGGAUGGUUGUGAUCAGAGACUACAGUGGCAUCCCCUAUCCCCAGUGCGGGCCCCCACUAAGCAUUCAUGCAGGGGAUGUCAUUGAACUGAUGUUUGCCGACCUGCACAGCUCCUGGUGGCAGGGCAAAAUUCUGGCGACAAGCAAGACUGGCUUCUUUCCAAGUGAUGCUGUGAGGCCUUGCCCAUGUGUUCCAAAACCUGUCGAUUACUCAGCCCAGCUCUGGUUUGCAGGGCCUAUGGAGAGAUACCAGGCUGAGGUGGAACUCCUGGACCGAGGAAACAGCACCUAUCUGGUUCGACACAGAAGUAAAGAAUGUACUGAGUACGCUAUCAGUAUAAAGUUCAACGAUAAAAUCAAGCACAUUAAGAUUCUGACCAAGGAUGGCUGCUUUUACAUCGCUGAGAGCCGGCUGUUCAAGACUGUGCUGGACUUAGUGGAGUACUACAAGCAGCACUCUCUGAAGGAGGGUUUCAGCAGCCUUGACACCACUCUGCAGGUCCCCUAUAGGGAACUGUCCAAUGGAAACAUACCCAGGGCCAUUACCAAGGCUGGCAGUGUGUUCUCUCCCAGGGUGGUGGGUGUUGCAGUGGCACGCUAUGACUUCUGCUCCAGAGACACACGGGAGCUCUCACUGCUGCAGGGAGACAUUAUCAAGAUCUACACCAAGAUGUCCAGUGGAUGGUGGAAAGGAGAGGUCAACGGCAGGGUGGGCUGGUUUCCCUCUACCUAUGUGGAAGAGGAGGACUGACUUUGCUGGUUGAGUGACAUGUUUUCAGCAUCCAUUCAAAGCUGACCACCUCCUCUGAGCGCCAUGCUGCUCAUCCACUCUCUGUGCCCCGCAAGUCAGAUCUCUUUGAUAAAACCCAGAGACUCGCACUUAAGAGGAAGCGGUGGUGCCCUCAAAAGCCUUCUCUUGCCCUCUGACAGACUCUCACACAGAGCAGAUGUCAAAUCACAGAUUCCAGGAGCGUCAUGCCAUAUCUCGCCUCUCUGUGGUCCUGUCUGCCCCCAUGGCCCACUGGGAAGUGCAUGUGUUGUACCCAGAUAACCCUCCCCAUCCCUACCCACUCACCUUGUCUUAUUAUUGAUGACUCCAUCGGCUGGUGUGAGACUUGCCUUCACUGUCAUCAUGUUUCGAUACCAGGAAGGCUCAGUCACCCAACUGGAACACAGAUCCUGCUGACAGUGCACCGCCUAGGUACUUCACCAAAUUGAAAUGCAGGAGCUGAGGAGCUUUGGCUGUCGUUGGAACACUAUAGCCUUCUUGGCUGUUCAGACCUUUGUGUUCAACUUUCUGUCAAAGACUCAUUUUAAUUUUAAAAUUUGAAAUCGCUGGACUGAUAUAAAGCAUAUGAUAUUUAAAUGCAGUCGCUGAAACGCGAUUUGACACUCUUUGAAGAAAGGAUGGAAAGACAUCAGCACCACAGCAUGAAGGCGUGAUCUGUCAUUCACAUGUGAUGUAUUUGCAGUCUUGACUAUUAGUCUUGUGGAGCUAGAAGUGAAAACAGGAAACAAACAGGAAAACAUAUCUGGAGACAAAAAGAAGCUUUUGCUCCUACUCUAAUUUCUUUUUCAUCACUUUGUUUAUUUGAAUCUCAACCUCAUCUUUAAGUACUGCCUUCAUGAGAUUGGUGUCAAAAACUCUUUUACUCUUUAAUUGUUACCACCCUAUUUUAAAGCAAUAGUUUGUCUUUUUGGGUAAUACACUGAAAAGGUGCUGGCAGGUGGAUUUUACUAAUCCACUAAUCCAUAUUCAGGCUAACCUUUUGCCCCUGUUUCCAGUCAUGCUAAGCUAAGCAAAACAUCUUCUGGCUGUAGCUUCAUAUAUAGCAGACAGAUGUGGUAUCAGUGAAUAAGUGUGUUUUCCCAAGAUUUCAAAAUAUUCCCUUAGACCAAAACCAACCACAAUUACAACUGACCUUGCUUUGAUGAUGUUCCCAUUUAAUGGCACUAAAGGAAAAAAAAGCUCACUUCUUAUGUUAGACGUAAGAUAUGUUAAGUCAUCAAAGAGAAAAAAAAUCUGCACAAAAGGAAUUACAAAGCCAAAUAAGUUUUAAAAGAGCAUGUGUGAGGUAGAUGGUGUAACUGGAGGUAUAGGUCUAUACUUCACCGUGAGCUUCGUCAUCAUUUGAUCAUUUACCACAGAAACCAGAAAGCCCUUUUACAUUCCACAGAUUUUGUGUUUACCUCAACUCUUUUUGGUUUCAGAAUGAAUGAUUCAAGGGUGAUGUAACAGCUGUUCACUGUAGUGCAAGGUAGCACAAGGGCGUUAAGUGAUACUGUUUUCCUUCAAACGUUAACACCCCACUAACCAUGUGUGUGACAUCAAUAUUUAAUAAAAGCAUACUCUUUGAGUUGUACUUUUGAAAUUUGAUAGGCUAGUGUUCCCUUUUCAGACAAAUGUAGACAGACAUUGCAGGAACAAAGGCUGUGCAGUUGCAUCACAAAUCACACCCAUGUCUGACACAGUUGUGGAAGUGUGGUGGCGAACUGGCUGUGCUCAAAUAAUGGCUAAACAAACAGAACAGAGAGGAGAAACACGUGAAAACAGUUGUGGUGGGUAGAAGAACAUGCAAGUGUAAUGAAGGUCUUUUCUUUUCUGUCUAAAUAUACAGCACUGAACAAGGAAACUAUUUUGGAUCCCUUUCAUUUUCAACAUGCAAGCUUCUUUUUGCAACAGGAAAACAUUCCUCUUACAUUAGUUUUGACACAUUUCACUAAUUAAAAAAAAAAAAAAAAAAAAAAAACUUACCUGUGAUCCAUGCAUGAGCGCGUUGGAGCCCUCCAGGACUCCCAAUUUUGUCUCUAUUUUGCAGGUGGCAGUCAUUUAUGAAAUAUGCCACUGCCUUGUUCAUGAAUUGUCCAUUUGUGGUGGGCCAAGUCAGUAAUCAGAGUCAAGUUUUAUCUACAGUUUUAGCUGCUAGAGUGUAGAAUCCAAAAUGCUGCACACAUGCUCACAUUAAUUCUCCGAUGGUAUGGUGUCAUGAUUAUCUGUUUAUCACAGUUCACUAAUUUUGUUUACUGUACAAUUUACUGUAAAACACCAUACUGCUCAGUGUCCUCAGUGACUACUCUUUUUCAUUUUGCAGCAAGUUUUUAAUCUCUAAAACUGCCACAGCUGACUACUUACAGUUAUCUACCUAAAAACUUUAGCAGAAAGGAGCUAUCACAGAAAGAAAGCUAACAUUAAGUGGUAGUUAAAACUGCUGUUAAAAAAAAAACAAACAUUUUAUUGGCUGUACAGUAAUGACUAUUUAAUUGAAACCAAUUUAUACCUCAUGGCAGAGUGGUAAAAAAAACAGACAAGGUGCUCCCACAGGGAGACUCCAGAGGGACUUUUAUAAUGAGCAUUUCAAGGUUCACGUGAUUAUUUCCAGUUCUGGGGUUUUAUUAUGAUAUUUCCAAAAUAAAUAAUAUUAAUUUUAGUCUUUGA
Molecule: messenger RNA, 5531 nt
Organism: Lates calcarifer (barramundi perch)
Lineage: Eukaryota; Metazoa; Chordata; Actinopteri; Centropomidae
Product: guanine nucleotide exchange factor VAV3
Exons: 27
Coding region: 336-2846 (836 amino acids)
Biological process (GO): regulation of GTPase activity; cell migration; intracellular signal transduction
Cellular component (GO): cytoplasm; plasma membrane
Molecular function (GO): protein binding; guanyl-nucleotide exchange factor activity
Source: RefSeq, a predicted model, not a curated record